ACAACAGUAUCUGCCACGAAUGGCGGGCCACCUUGUACGUAGCCUUUGUCCAGAAUAAAAGCUUGUGACGCCCACACGGCCACCCUUUAUCGCAGCCUCACGGCCAGCGACUCACUUCCAAGGUUCCUUACUGCUUGGCAUCGUGAUAUCCGAAGUGCCUUUACUUUUCGAAUUGGCCGCCCACCGAACCUGCAACCUCCACAAGACAACAACAACCAGUAUAUCAUAUCCAAUUGAGCCGUGAAUCCCGCCUUGGUUGCUCCGGCCACCAGCCACCAGCCACCAGCCGCUCCCAAUAUUGUCUUGCUCUGCCCUGCCCUGCCCUGCCCUGCCCUGUCUCGCCUUGUCUUGCCCGGCCUGCCCUGACAUUACCUCGCCUCGCCUUGCAUCGCCCUGCGUCGUCCUGCGUCGCCCUGCGUCGUCCUGCGUCGCCCUGCAUUUGUGGUGCACUGGCAAUGAAAUACGGUCAGAACUUCGAGAAGGAAUCAGUACCAGAAUGGAGCCUCCACAACAUCGACUACAAUUCCCUGAAGCACUUCAUCAAGGCCAAUACCACCAGGGACCAGGCCAAGGCUAUUGCAAUCCCCGGCCAACCCGACACCCACCUCGCAAAGGUCGAAGACGAGCUCUAUAAUGAACUCUGCGCCCAACAUGACAGCGCCGGACUCUUCGUCUCGGCCAAGGCAGACGAGAUAACGCGCCGACUGCAACACCUGUCCAGCCAGGUCCAGCGGCUCAUUUCACGGUGCAACGACGACGACCCCGACCGUGUUCCGCGGAAGAGACAGCGUAGGUUCAUCCGGCUUGAACGCGAUGUCCUCAAGUGCGGCAACGACAUCCAGGACCUGCGCCGCUUCGUCAGCGCCCAGUCCAUCGCCUUCAGGAAGAUCCUUAAAAAAUACAGGAAAUGGACGGGCUCGGGUACGCUGGGGAACCGUUUCAGGGAUGACGUCUUGACCCAGCCCAAAAGCUUCACUCGGAGGGACUUCCACCCCCUACAACAGGCAUACGAUGAGCUCCUGUCGAUCAUUCAGGCAUCGGCACCUGUGCAGAACUACCCUGAAUCCCCAAGCACCGACGACUCCUCAAAUUCGGGGUCUCCUGAUAACCCCCGGCAGUCUGUGCGUCGAGUCACAAUCCACUCUGGGCCGCCCGAAACCCGCACUUUUAACUAUCCAAGUCGGCAAGCCGGGUACUGGAAUGAGUACGAGAAUGGUAGCGAGAAUGGAGACGCGAGUGACCAAUACGUCUUGUACAUCAACCCGGACGAGGAGACCGACUACGGCGCGGAUCUGAAGGCCCUGGUCAAUGCCAUAGCCGCGCCAUUCUCUAAAGCCCGUUCCUGGGUCAAAGUCCGAGGACAGGAGCGCCAGUCCCUCCUAGGCAGGCCUAGCAGCGCCGCCGGCUAUGGCGCUACCGACGACACUGAUCCCCCAGCCCGGGACGGCUAUUUUGCAAGCAAUGCUUCUGGGCGGCUCCAGAGUGAGGGCAGUGAUUCCCAUACCGCAGUGGCGACAGACGGCGAGGACGGCUCCGACGCCGAUCUCGAGGCCGACAUUGGCUACGCGAGCUCCGAGGAAUUCCCUGCCGGGUACGAGACACACUGGGCGACGCUGCCAUCCGUUAACGACCAGCGAAUGGCCAUGUACAAGGACCGUGUCAUGUUCAUGUUGACAAGCGGCCUUUUCGCCAUGUCCUUCCUGUUGCUGGGCAUCUCGACUGUUCUGAUGCUCACAGGGCGUCACAAGCUGCGCGUCGAGGUUGACGCCGGCGUGACGAUCGGCAGUGUCGUGUCCCUUGGGUGUGCGUGCACCGCACUUGCACUGACCAUGGCGCGGUGGGAUUCGCUGAGCAUCGGUAACAAGGCGGUUAUAUCGGUCACAUUCGCGACGGUCUGCGUCCUCAACGGGAUGCUCCUGAUCCUGGUGAUGGGCAGUUCCGCCCUGUAAACAUAUUUCUUUUGUGCCCAUGUAUUAUCGGCGCGGACUGAGCUGUUUCACGAUACCAUAUGAGCGGAUGCUAUCUCGUCGUACUAGACUGGACCAAACCUUAGAUCCGACAAAAGGCAAAUGGCUGGGUUGGUUCGCAAAAAUUGUCCGGGUUCUAGAUUGUAACAUAUCUCAAUGUACUUGUACGUCCAAGCAAGGUGUCUAAUAGAAUAUGAGCGAAUGGAUGUUUUGUUCUUGCAUAA
Diaporthe batatas is the source of this 2191-nucleotide messenger RNA. RefSeq lists its product as uncharacterized. Gene Ontology annotation, biological process: vacuole fusion, non-autophagic; microautophagy; polyphosphate metabolic process. Gene Ontology annotation, cellular component: fungal-type vacuole membrane; vacuolar transporter chaperone complex. The transcript has 4 exons. Lineage: Eukaryota; Fungi; Ascomycota; Sordariomycetes; Diaporthales; Diaporthaceae. The record is from RefSeq and is a predicted model, not a curated record. Bases 456 to 1949 code for a protein of 497 amino acids.